Rotaria socialis is the source of this 885-nucleotide messenger RNA. NCBI's taxonomy places the organism in Eukaryota, Metazoa, Rotifera, Eurotatoria, Philodinida, Philodinidae. The record is from the annotation of a GenBank genome assembly.
AUGAGUUUCAACAAGGCUGAUCAACUUAAAGAACCCGAAGCAAUUUUCAUUCAUAAAAAAACGAAUACAUUGUAUGUGGCUGAUUUGGGUAAUGAACGUAUUCAAAUGUUUUCGCUUAAUAAAUUACCGGCCAUGGGUACUACCGUCAUAUUCAAUAUCCCAUAUCCUACGAAGAUCUAUGUUGAUGAUGACAUCAAUGGACAAACAAUUUAUGUCUCUCUUGAAGGCGAGCAUUGUGUCAAAAAAUGGACUCAAGGGGCGACACAUGGCGUAAAAGUCGGAGGUGAAUGUUUAUAUUGUUCAAGCGUAUGGGUUGAUAAAGAGAAAAAUGUUUAUAUGGCAUCGGCGGCCAAACAUUGUGUGUUUAAAUGGUCGCCACGAACGAAUAUCACAACGACCGUCGCUGGUCGAGAAUAUUACGCAGGAUCAACGAGUGACAAUCUCAAUUCUCCCGAAGGAAUUUAUUUCGACGAAACUAGUGGUACAGUGUACGUGGCCGAUUAUGCAAAUAACAGAAUUCAAAAAUGGUUAAAAAAUGCGCCAAAUGGUACCACUGUGGCUGGAUUGAGCACGAGCGCUGCAGGUAGUGAUGCUGAAUCAUUGUCGAGGCCAACUGCUGUAUGGGUUGAUGAUGAAACUCAUGUUGUCUAUGUAGCUGAUUCAUCCAAUGAACGAAUUCAACGUUGGCUGUAUAAUGCACCAAUGGGCGAUACCAUUGCAGGCGGCUUAGGUGAUGGUGAUAAACAAGGUCAACUCGAUCAACCUAAUGACUUGGCAUUUGAUAAUAAUGGCAAUCUCUAUGUGUCCGAUCGAUUAAAUCAUCGCGUUCUCAUGUUUAAAAUUAUCCACAAUGAUCCAUGUUUUCCGACAUCGACAGGUUAUUGA